ACAGACAGACAGGUAUGAACGUCCAAAUGUCACACACCUACGCAGGCAUCCUGGGAACGGGAGUCGUACCAUUUCCAGACAAGUUAAUCAAGUUAUGUUAGCGGAUGUUGACAUAUCCGUUGUCACUUGUGGUAGUUGGCGGGGUUAAAGAAGCCUCAUUAGCAUUAGCAAAUUUUCUCGCAACUUUUUUUGUGGGCUGUAGCUGUCACACGAGCUGCUGGUUCCACUCCAGUGAUGACUUCCCUGUGGUGGCUGAUCACAAAUGGUACCUCUCCCUCUGGCUUCGUGGACAACAGUACCUGCUUCAGCUCCACACAGAAAACCGUACUUAGUGGGGUCCAUUUUGGAGGAGUGCCAGUUGUGCUACUGCUCGAUUUCUCUGUCUUUCUGGUGUUGCUGAUCCUCUUCUCUAUUAUCAGGAGGAGGUUUUGGGACUAUGGGCGUCUGGCACUGGUCGCAGACAACGAAGGGUUCACUGAGUCAACACAUCGUCGCUAUGGAUACACGUCAUCCUUUGUGUCCAGCGUGGAUGACUUAGAGUAUGAAUGGGGCUUCUGCUCUUGGCUUCCUUAUAUCCUCAGAAUGGAUGAGGAAAAAAUAAAAGCCAGAUGUGGCAUGGACGCUGUUCACUACCUAUCUUUUCAGCGUCAUCUGAUCGUCCUGCUGUUGGUCAUAACUGUCGCCUCCCUGUCAGUCAUACUGCCUGUCAACCUGAGUGGAGACCUGCUGGGUAAUGAUCCCACAACUUUUGGAAGGACAACUAUUGGUAAUCUUCAAAAAGGAAACAACCUGCUAUGGCUGCACACAGUGUUUGCAGUUCUCUACCUGACCCUGACGGUUGUUCUGCUGCGACAUCACACAUCACAAAUGAAAGACAUAGGCAGAGAGACAACCAGAAACACCUUGUUUGUGUGUUCAAUUCCUAAAACAGCAACAGAAGAAGAUAUAAACGCCCAUUUCACAGAGGCGUACCCUUGUCAUCAAGUGUGUGCUGUGACCCUGGGUUAUGAUGUGGCCAAACUCAUGAACCUUGAAAAAGAAAGGAUUCGAGCUGGAAAAAACCUUCGAUACUACGAGUGUGUCCUUGAGAAAACAGGAAAACAUGAGUUGAUUAACCCAUGUUUGUGCGGGAACCUCUGUUGCUGCACCAACUCUGAGAAGGUCGAUGCCAUAGAGUACUACAGUACUAAAGAAAAAGAACUGCUGGCAGAGGUUAGGAAGCAGGUAGAACUGGUGCCACAGCGCCCCCUGGGGAUUGCAUUUGUGACCCUACAGACUGAGGCUAUGGCCAAGUACAUUCUGAAAGACUUCAACGCACUCGAGUGUGGUAGAACAUGCUGCUGCUGUGGGAGGCAGCCCCAACCUUCAUCCAAGAGUGGAACUCUGAAAGUGAACAAGUGGAGGGUUAGCUUUGCACCCCAUCCCAAAAAUGUGUACUGGGACAAUCUGUCAGUGCGGGGUUUUCCCUGGUUCAUGCGCUAUGUGACGCUCAACUUCCUCCUCUUCUUCCUGCUCACCUUCCUCACGACUCCCGCCAUCAUUAUCAACACCAUAGACAAGUUCAAUGUGACGAAGCCCAUCUACUAUCUCAACAGCCCCAUUAUCAGUCAGUUCUUCCCCACUCUCCUGCUGUGGUCCUUCUCCGCGUUGCUACCUACCAUAGUCUACUAUUCUACACUAGGAGAAUCACACUGGAGCAGGUCCAGUGAGCAGCUGAGCAUGAUGCGUAAGCUCUACUUCUUCCUGCUCUUCAUGGUGCUUAUCCUCCCCUCACUAGGGCUGACCAGUCUCGCUGUGUUUUUCCGCUGGGUGUUUGAUAAAAAGUUUCUCUCAGAUGGGAAACUGAGGUUUGAGUGUGUGUUUUUUCCUGACCAAGCGGCGUUCUUUGUCAACUAUGUGAUCACGGCGGGCCUGGUGGGCUCUGGGAUGGAGUUGCUGCGGUUGCCAGGGUUACUGCUUUACACCAUUCGUAUGGUAUUUGCGCGCUCCGCUGCUGAAAGGAAAUAUGUCAAACAGAACCAGGCCUAUGAAUUUGAAUAUGGAGCCAUGUAUGGCUGGACCCUCUGUGUGUUCACUGUCAUUAUGGCUUACAGCAUCAUUUGUCCUAUGAUUGUACCUUUUGGUCUCCUUUAUAUGCUGCUGAAGCACCUGGUGGACAAACACAACCUGUACUUUGCCUACCUGCCUGCCCGCCUAGAACGCCAGGUCCACCUGGGAGCUGUCAAUCAAGCUCUGGCCGCACCCAUCAUCUGCUUAAUAUGGCUCUACUUCUUUUCUGUCCUCAGAACAGGUUUCCUGACCUCCACAUCUCUUUUCACCCUGGUGGUCCUGUGUAUCACUGUCUUCAUCUGCAUCAGCUACACCUGCUUCGGCCAUUUCAAAUACCUCAGUCCACACAACUAUGCGGUGAAAGAGGAGGACGAGGAUACAGAAAACGGAGUGGCAGAAAACACCAAGGUUUACCUUCCCAGAGUGCUUAAUCCAAAAUCACCUGCCAGCACCACACAGGAGUCUAAAUCUCAGCAGUCUUAUGGCUCUACAGAGGACAGCCCGGCCUACAGCGCCAACCCAGUGGAAGGAAGCAUGUCAGAUAGCUGAAUCAGCGUACUUUAACACCGAGUCAAAGCUUUGGAGUCAGGAUUACCUCAGUUCCUGCGUUAAAAUCUGCUUCCUUCACAACGAUUUCAGUAGUGAGGUCAGUAUAUGAAUUCACCUCCACCCUAUUGCUCAGGUCAGACGCAGCCUGUCCCAUUGAGAGAAAUUCUCCGGAUGGCACGAAAGAAGAGAGUGCAAUGGGUUCUAAAGACCAACACUGUGCCGUCCCACACUAGUCCAACUUCCCUCUCUUCAGCUUUUGGAAAGAUGAGUUAAAAGUACUGGUGGGGACAGUUUGAUCAUUUUUAAUUGCUUUCUACAGGAAAUAAGGUACAUAUUUGAUAUUUGUAUGGUUAUUUGAACUUGAUCAGCAUAUUGCCAUCUUCCAUGUGAAACCUGCCAUGUUGUCUCUCUGUUGUUUCAUGUUGUUUGUUUCUGUAUUAGACCUUUCUAGUUAAGGCCAAUUCACCAAAAAAUGUUUAACCAAAACCUCCCAUUUCAAUCUAACCAAAGUGUUUGUCAAAAAAUACUGAAAUCCAUUUCUUGGACAUGAGUUAUAAGAAGCUAAUUAUGCAGUGAAGGUAAUUAUGCAGAUAUCUCCAGAACAAGAUAAUCAAGCCAGCACCACUGAUAUCAAAAAGGUUGACAAGCAGAGCUUUCUGUUUUUCUCCAGAUUUCUCCACAGUGCCUUUCUGGAUGCCAAAGAAUAGCCCCUCUUAAGAGAAUAAAUUAUCGCCUAAUAUUAAUAAUGCACUUUUUAUAUCAAGAGACCUGUUCUGUGUUUUUGUGUACUAACAAGAGUUUAAUAUUUUUACUUUUGUAAUGAGGCAAGACAACAAAUAUUUGUAUCUGUGUUGCAGGAGUUUUGCAACCAAAAACUUUUUAGUUCACAUAUUGCAAAGGUUUUAGCCAUUGUUUUCAUUAUUAUUUAAGGUAAGAAAAUGAUGCUGUGCCAUUUAAUGGAUGAAUGUUUUGAACAUGCUAGCAUUAUUUGUAUUUAAUGUACUUUAAAGUUAUGUUUGUGCAUCUUUUUUUAAAUGUGCAUUUUAACAAGGAACUAAAUCCUAAAAGAAAACCUGCAAUCGUUUUAAUAGUAUUAAUAGUAUUAAUAGUGUUGAUUUUUUUUUAAGGUUUAACAGACAAAAUGUCUUCAGACUACAUAUGUUAAGAGAAACUUAGCCUUAGCUUUGUAUAUGGUGACAUAAAUGUCAAUAUUAAACUAUCUUCCAUGCUUCUUAAAAACAGGCACAACUGUACAGUUAUGCGCGUGUCUUGUCAUUGGGGGGCACUGUUGAGCUGCAGUGAGUUAGCCUAACCUCUGAAAUAUUCAUAAAGCAGUGAAAAAAGGACAAAUGCAAAGUGUUGCACUGAGGAUUUCUAACUUAUUCUGACAUUGGUAUGAGCCAGUUUACUGGGCAACAAUUCCAGUAGCUCCACCUCCUCACCUGAUCUUUUAAUAUUGUCUCCCUUUCUGUUCCCUUUUGCUUCCUCUUUUCCUGCCCUUUUCCCCUUUCUCACCACGGUACCUGCCUCAGCUGAGAAAGACCUCUGUUGUUAUUUAAGGGCUUUCAGCAUGCUGAUUAACAAAGUUGUUAAAUAUGGCUAAUGGAGUGCCAAGCUAACAAACAUAUCUAGGUUAUUAGCUGUGGUGAAAAGAGGGGUUUUGGCUGUUGGACGAGGAUCAGUGUACUCAAAUGGAGCCUCACAAUAGUUCUUUAACUGAACAACAAAAAUCAGGAGCAGCAGCUACUGGAGUGGUUCCUAAUAGCUUAACAACAAAUGAGUACUUCCUGGCUCAAGCAUCUGACACACUUUUCUCUUAGGUUUCAUUAUUUGCCGAAUUAAUGUGCACCCAUUCACUCACAGGGUUUACACACAGACUACCUACACACAUAAAAGUGACAACAUAGUAAAGAAAUCUUGAAACCCAGUCUCUCCCUUCACUGCUAAUAAUUUAGACAGUAGUCACACACAAAGUUUAAAGAUUGUUUGCAAAGAAAAAGCACUUAUUUUAGCUUUUUUUUUUUAGAGCCAUAUACAUUUUUUAAGAUCUGGUUUCACAAAGGUUACAGACUGUGCUUUACUGCUACUGUUGAAUAAAGAUAAGAAAAAAUAAAUUAAAAAAUAAAUUUCACAUGUUUAAUCUUACUCAAGUAUGUCAUUUUGGGUUUGUGUGUAUGUGUGUGA
Molecule: messenger RNA, 4782 nt
Organism: Xiphias gladius (swordfish)
Lineage: Eukaryota; Metazoa; Chordata; Actinopteri; Istiophoriformes; Xiphiidae
Gene: tmem63a
Product: transmembrane protein 63A
Exons: 23
Coding region: 235-2598 (787 amino acids)
Cellular component (GO): plasma membrane
Molecular function (GO): calcium-activated cation channel activity; nucleic acid binding
Source: RefSeq, a predicted model, not a curated record